Molecule: messenger RNA, 2169 nt
Organism: Paracoccidioides lutzii Pb01
Product: transcription initiation factor TFIID subunit 5
Exons: 5
Coding region: 1-2169 (722 amino acids)
Biological process (GO): transcription initiation at RNA polymerase II promoter
Cellular component (GO): transcription factor TFIID complex
Molecular function (GO): RNA polymerase II general transcription initiation factor activity; protein binding
Source: RefSeq, a predicted model, not a curated record
AUGGCGUCCCAAGACCCUGGACUCAGCCAAGCUGAGGAUCCUACUGCUCAAGAAUAUCUAAACCUUACACAGCGUGUUAUCGACUAUCUGGCAAAGAAGGGAUAUACAAGGACUGAGGCAAUGCUUAGGAUGGAGUCUGCCAAUCAGGAGAUUGACGGCCGCCCUCUUCCACCUGCGAGCGAAGAGGCCCGCCCGAAAUUCAAGUUGGCGUUUGAAAUGACGAGGAAAUGGAUCGAAGACAAUCUGGACAUAUACAGGCCGGAACUGAGGCGCGUUCUGUGGCCCCUGUUUGUCUACUCGUAUCUGAGUUUCAUCUCAUCCUUGGUCCCUCUGGAGGGCCGCCAGUUUUUCGAGGCAAAUAAGAACUUGUUCCUCCCUGAGCAUACAGAAGAUAUUCGCGCUCUAGAACCAGUAAGCCUUCCCGAACAUGUGCAGGAGAAUAGCGUUGCGAAAAUCUACCGUAACAACAAGUAUCGUCUCACCUUAAGCACUCCGGCUUUUUCCAACCUCGUCCAGUUUCUGGAGAGCAAGCAAAAGGAGGGAGGAAUGGUGAUGCUGGCGAUCUUAAGCAGCUACUGCACUAUAGUUACGAAAGAGCGUGCCGCAGAUGAUCGUUUUAGCUUUGCUGCGAUGCUAAACCGUGCGAAUGAUAUUUCAGGAAUCCCAGCGGAGGAUGAGGGGAUACCAGGCCACCAUCCUGGAUCUGCAUACACUGGUGAUAACCCUGCGAUGGCUGGGACCCUUCCUAGACUCAAGCUUGGGAAGCUUCCACUGGAACCAACUCUCGAAGGAGAUGUUCGUGCCGAACUUGAGGAAGCAGACGUCAAGGAUCCGCCUACAGGUGGUCGUCCUUCUCUUGUUCAGCACUUUGAACAGAUGAUUAAGAGGGAGGAGGACGAAGAAGCUCCGACACGCGCUGAAAUACCCUAUCCGCCAUCCCUCGCCCGUGACGUUGCCAUGGAGGUGCAAAGGGUCAAGGAGAAUCGCGAUAGGUUUAAGAUUGAUGGCCGAACUGGAGGUGUGGGGCCUGCAAUUAGCGUUUGCAUGUUCACCUUCCACAAUACGCAUGAUGGCAUCAACUGCUUGGAUUUCUCUGGGGAUAGUAUGCUCGUCGCUGCCGGAAUGGCUGAGUCUUAUAUUCGCGUUUGGAGUCUUGAUGGCUUGCCAAUUCCACCAACGUACCCGGAACUGGAAAAGGAUGAAGGGGCUGUACCCCCGGCAAACUCUCACCGCCUCUUUGGUCACUCUGGGCCAGUUUAUGCAGUCGCCUUUGCACCAUCUAUCGCCAGUCCUGAUGAGCAGGAGGUCAAGACUAAUACCCGCUGGCUUCUCUCGUCGUCUGCUGAUAAGACCAUCCGUCUCUGGUCACUUGACCUUUGGCAAUGUAUGGUGAUCUACAAAGGCCAUGCAUCUCCAGUUUGGGACAUUGCUUGGGGUCCUUAUGGGCAUUACUUCGUCUCCGGUGGUCACGACAAAACAGCCCGUCUGUGGGUGACAGAUAGAGUCCGCCAGCAGCGAAUCUUCGCAGGCCAUGACGACGAUGUCGACUGUGUGGCCUUCCACCCGAAUUCUGCGUACAUUUUCACCGCUAGCUCCGACCACACCGUGCGUAUGUGGGCUGUUACUACUGGAAAUGCAGUUCGUAUGUUCACUGGACACACCGGAAAUGUUACCGCCCUCGCAUGCAGCAAUAGCGGCAAACUCCUCGCAUCAGCAGAUGAUCAGGGAUCCAUCUUCCUCUGGGAUCUUGCUGCCGGAAAACGUCUGAAGCGUAUGCGCGGCCAUGGGAAAGGUGGCAUCUGGUCGCUUACCUGGAGUGCUGAGUCCACCGUCCUCGUCUCUGGUGGUGCAGAUGGUACCGUUCGCGUUUGGGACGUCGCAGUUCCCGCCCAGGAUCUAGCUAGCCAGGGACGUGUGAUUGGCGAAGGAGGUGCAGGGACCAAGAUCGAUGCUGGAAACGCUACCGCGGCAUCAGGCGCUCAGGCUACCGCUACUGGCGUUUCAGCGUCUAAGACUGCUAAUAAGAAAAAGGGGAAGAAGGGUAAGAGUAAGGAGGUUGUCGUCACGCCUGAUCAGAUCAGUGCUUUCCCUACUAAGAAGAGUCCUGUGUACAAGACUCGUUUUACGGGGAUGAAUCUGGUUGUUGCUGGUGGCGCGUAUAUGCCGUGA